Molecule: messenger RNA, 3501 nt
Organism: Bufo bufo (common toad)
Lineage: Eukaryota; Metazoa; Chordata; Amphibia; Anura; Bufonidae
Gene: CCDC61
Product: coiled-coil domain containing 61
Exons: 14
Coding region: 96-1580 (494 amino acids)
Cellular component (GO): centrosome
Source: RefSeq, a predicted model, not a curated record
GUGGGAGCAAAUGGGAGUGAGGGGCGGUGUUGUUGGGGGAGACCGGCGGUUUAACUGACCGAGGGGUAACUGCUGAAGGAAAGAAGGAUCCCGUUAUGGACGACACGGAGGUAGCCGAAGCUCGUUGCGUCUUCAGAGGCAUAGAACACAUUCUACGUGUCCGUAACACAGGGGAUCGGCUGGAAGUGGAGGUGGAGGAUGCUCUGACUACGGACCAGUGGAGGGGGGAGUUUGAUGCUGAAUUUGUAGAAGACCUCACUCACAAGACGGGAAACUUUAAGCAGUACUCCAUCUUUUGCAACAUGCUGCAGUCCGCUCUUACUCAGAGCAGCGAAUCUGUGACCCUAGACCUCUUGACUUAUGCGGAUCUGGAGUUGCUUCGCCACAGGAAAGCUGGAGGAGCGCAACGUUCAGCUCCCCCCGCCAGAAGCUCUUCUCUUACAUCCAAGCGAUACUUGAUACUUAUCUACUCGGUAGAAUUUGACAGGAUACAUUAUCCCCUUCCACUUCCCUACGUUGGGAAACCAGACCCUGUGUACUUAAGACAAGUGAUUCGAGGAUUGAAGGACGAGCUAGCUGCCCUGAAACUAGCCCCAAGUGAGGAGAGCCGGGAGACUGAGAUCCGACGACUGCGAGAAGAGCUCCAGCGGGUGACGCAGGAAAAACAAGAGGCAGAUUUUGCAUUCCAGAGGCUGCAGGACCUUGAAAUUCCUAAUGGUAAAGAAGCCAGUCACAUACGUAUCCUGAAGAGAGCGGUGCAGACGUUGGAGGUAGAGCUGCAGAAAGAGAGGAGCAGGAGUCAGCGGCUCGCAAGCAAGCGGAAGGAGGAAUGCGGGCAGUUAACUGAACAGCUGGAAGAAUUGCGAGCAGUGGAGAGAACCCUUCGUCUGAAAGUAAAAAGUCUAAGCACAGAACUGGCUAUGUAUAAAAGAGGACGUGUGACCCCUUCAGGCCCGUCCCCACAGAGUCGCUCCAGUUCUGCUGGUCAGGGGCCUAUUCAUCGUAGUUCAUCGAGGGGAGAGACUGUUACAAGAAGAGAGAGGUCCACCUCUCGGGAAAGAAGUGGAGUUAGCUCCCGAGAGGGUAGGAGUCUCACUAGGCAGCCAAGGUUAUCACCCUCGCCUGUGGCCAUCCGACCUCCUCGGUUUAAUCCAACGGACUAUGUUAGAGACAAGGAGCGUAGGCAGAAAGAAGUGGACACUAAAAAAUGUCGACGGGUUUCCAGUUCCCCUUCCAGUGUGAGAGGCCAGAGACGCAGCUCAUCAGUUGAAAGUAAUCGAAGUCGCCGAUCGUAUCAAAGCUCUGGGGAUGAAAUGGACUAUCCUGAACCUCUGCGCAGCAGUGGUGAAAGAAAACCCGCAGCACAGGGACGGCAGCCCUUCACGCGUUCAUCCUGGAACAGCAGAAGUAACGGGAAGAAAGAUCGAUUACCUGUAAAGAAGAGGCUUUCCAGCACUCCAACUUAUGACCGAAAGAUUGAGAAAGAAAACCGCUUUGACCCACUUUCUGACCUUUCGGACAUUGACUCUCGACUGCAAGCAUUGCAGGAUUACAUGAGAAAUCUGGAUACACGCACCUAAGAUGGCAACUCUGGAGCGGCGAUGAAUUUGGACAACCUGCCGGCUUCCGAGUUUUAAGAUGCAGUGAAACUGGCAGCUGAUUUCAGAAACGAAAUGCAUUAUAAGUGUGGAUUUUUACUCUGCUAAAUUAUAUAUAAUCAGGGGGAAAAGAGAAAAGCUUUAUCGGAGGCUUUUCCUUCGUGCUUCAUCAUUGCUGAACUGCGUCAGUGAGUGCGCAAAAGUAUCCUGCAAUGAGCUGUCAUGUGGAUGCAGAAAGGUCUCAAUGAUAAUAGACGUAAAAACUGACAUUGCAGCUCCUGUUCUAUAGAAGUCUUUGUGUAUAUGUAUUUAUGUGUGAAAGGCAUUCCUGAGUUGUUCGUACGUACCCCUAAUGCAUCAGUUGAACAUUAAGGGUACGUGCACACAGCAAGAAAACUGCACAUAAAUGCGCACUAUUAAUGGUGGUUUUAGUGCGGUCUUUGGUGCGGAUUCUCUGCUUCUGUUAACAACUCCAUUGAAGUCUAUGGGGAAAACCACUCUACAGAAGGUGCGCGAUCACACGGACAAUUGACGUGGGGACUUUAAAAUCUGCACGGCCGGUCAAUUUCCGCACAGAAGAAAGAAAAAAAAAAAGCAAAGUGUACAGGAGAAUUGUCAGAUCUCGUUCACUUUGCUGGUACUGUAUCCGUGGAGAGAAAACGCACGUUAUCCACGUUCUGUUCACAUUUGCAGCACGGCUUCCAUUUAUAUCCGAGCCCCGACAGUUAAGCCGGAUCCGUUCUUAAAUGGAUAUCCAUGAACCCCAGCAGCACCCAUUUGCUUGUUUUAUAUUUUUGAUGACAAGAAUAGCGUUGCAGACUGCACUACUGUUGCUAUAAAAGCUGACGACCACCACGACAGCGGCUCUCAAUGCAAAUGUGAACAGCACCUAACCUACAGCCGUGUAAUCCAGUUAAACCGAGUAGUUAAACUGGACCAGUGUUCAGCUGAGACCAGUUCAAAUCUGAGCAUGCACAUAGCCCAAAAGAGGGAAUCUUAAAGGGGGUAUCCAAUCCCUAUAGUGACCCCUAGAAUGCCUGUGCCCCUCCUCUAGAGUAUACUUCCCCCCUGCACCCGCGUCCCUCUGGGUCCCUGCACGGCCGCCGCAUCUCCCCAUCGCUGGAUGUUUCGAUGCAGAGUCAGCCAUGCAGGGAUCCGGAGGGACACGGGUGUCCCGGGUAAGUAUGCUCUAGAGGAGGGGCCUGGGGGUCAUUAUAGGGAUUGGAUAACCCCUUUAAAGGGGUUGUACUGAAUUACAAAAGAAUCCCUGCUUUCUUCCAAAAAGGUUUAAUCCUGUCGACGGGAUUUGUGUGGCAUUGCAGCUCAACCCCAUUUCCUUUAGGGCUCAUGCACACAAACGUGUUUUUUCUUCUUUUAUGCGGAUGGCACACUGACCUCUUCUUUCCUUUUGGGGCCAUGCACACAUCCACAUUUUUUUGCGAAUCUGUGUGGCCGCUCCACCGAUGAUAGAACAUGUCCUAUUCUGGUCCAUUUUGAGGAACAAGAAUAGGAUGUCUAUUGAUGGGAGUGAGAAGAAUGCGAAAUGCACAAAGAAGGAAACCAAAUUUUACGGAUCCGUGGAUUACGGACCAAAUUCCGGUCACGUGCAGGAGACCUUAAUGGGGUUGAGCUCUAAUACUGCGCACAACCAUGGACCUCAUGCACACAACUGUAUUUUUGGUCCGCAUCCGAUAUGCAUUUUUUGCGGGUUGGAUGCGGACCCAUGCAUUUCAAUGGGGCCAGAAAAAAUGCUGUCCACCUCCAUUUGUCUGUGCCGUAGUCCCGCGAAAAAGAGAAAAUGUCUGAUGCCUGUUUGUUUUGCAGACCAGGAUAGGGCAUUUCUAUUGAAGGGGAAAAGAAAAUGGUGGCAUACACAUGGCCAGUAGGAUUCCGUGUUUUACCU